Leptinotarsa decemlineata (Colorado potato beetle) is the source of this 8940-nucleotide messenger RNA. It is a transcript of the gene Lrrk, whose product is annotated as Leucine-rich repeat kinase. NCBI's taxonomy places the organism in Eukaryota, Metazoa, Arthropoda, Insecta, Coleoptera, Chrysomelidae. Gene Ontology annotation, molecular function: ATP binding; protein kinase activity; protein binding. The record is from RefSeq and is a predicted model, not a curated record. Gene Ontology annotation, biological process: protein phosphorylation.
CUAUCUGUCAGGGAAGUUUAUAUUUUCCAUUGUACCUUUAAACCAACUUUCUAUUCAGAAAAAGUGGAAUAAAUCGACUUUUCUGAGUUAUAAUAUGCAGAAUUGAUUAAUAACUUUUUUCAUAACGAAAUGGAGUGUCCUGCUACUUAUCUGUAGAUUAAAAAUAAUUAAAAUGUUGGAUUCUUCUCCAGAAGAUGAGGACUUUCCAGGUCGACUCCUACACCAGGCUGCUCUGUGGGAUAACACUGAAUUGUUGGAGGACCUCCUGGCUGGGGGUCAACAGGAUUUCAUAAAUUCCCAAGACAGCUGGGGCCGAACACCACUCCAUGCAGCGGCUAUAUCAGAAAAAUCCAAAUGCAUGGAGAUUUUGUUAAUUUCUGGUGCUGAUCCGAACAUACAAUGUGGACCAAGAGGAGAAAGAAAGGGGCCGCUUCAUUUAGCUGCCGAACAUGGCCACUGCCACAAUCUGUCUAUUUUGUUACAACAUGGUGCAAAUUUGUUAUUGAGAGACCUGAACGGAAUGACUCCUUCUGACUUAGCAGACAAGUGCGGGCACUCAAAAUGUGUGCAUAUUCUCCGGGAAGCUGCUGAUGCGAAAGAGAGAGCGAGACUGGAUAUACACGCCGCGUUGAGGGACGCAUGUAGUCAAGGCGAUGCCAGUUCUGUUCAGCAGCUGCUGUUGUCGUUGCAGAAAGAUGCGGAACUCAUCGUCAACAUGGCACCGAGCGGUGCUAACACUCUGUUAUUCACAGCAUGUCAAGUAGGGAAGAGGGAGAUAGUGAAGAUCUUAUUGGAGCAUGGCGCAGAUGGAAGGUGUCAUCCUGUAACGAAGUACUCACCUUUGUAUAUUGCUUGCUAUAACGGCCAUCGUGAUAUUGUUGAAUUGCUUCUGCUCAGAUUUCCGGAAUUAGUCCAGCUUCACACCGUGGAACGUUGGUUACCGAUACAUGCCUGUUGUAUCAAUGGACAUGUCUCAGUUUUAGAACUUCUGUUCCAUUUUCCCUAUCCGUCUCAAGUCAUGAGGAAGUAUCGUGAUAAUUCGGAGGAGUGGGAGUAUUUUAUGCCGUUUGACAUUAACGAAAGGGACGCUACUGGACAAAACAUACUGUAUGUUGCCGCGUUAUUGGGUAACAAAAAAUUGAUUGACGUAAUUCUGAAAUUUCGAGUGAAAGCAACUAGGAUUUCUCAGUUGGAUGACGAUGACAUAACCCCAAGUUCUGAAAACAACUCGCUAUUGAGUCCGACGCGUAGGAGAAUAUCUGACGGAAUCAUAUCCAUAAUGUCGAAACUGAGCUUCUCCAGAGAAAAUUCUGUAGAAAUGAAUUUCGCUAACGAUCCAAACACCAGAAUGAUAUGCCCUCUGAGGAUAGAUAUGUAUUGCAAUAACAAUACGGAGACGGCCCUACACGCCGCCGUCAAAGGAAAGCAUUACGACAUAACUUUUGCUCUGUUGAAAGCAGGAGCUAGUGCAAAUUCCGUAAUCAAAGCCCAUCACGACAUUAAUGAGAGUUUGUGCUGUUCCAUUGAAGACGAUUCAAAUUAUGGACAAUCCACUGGAUUGGUAGAAGCGUGCCGAAAUAGAGACGUUCCUAUCGUCGACUUGUUACUGAAAAGUGGUGCCAGAGAUGAUGAUUGUAAAGCGUUAUCAGUCGUCGUGGAAAACAAUGAUGAGACACUCACUGCCAAAUUGUUAUCGACAAAGGCUCAUCCAGAUCCAGAAUUCAAAAUAAAUAAGAAAGCAAUGACGGAAAACGUGAAUCCCUCUCAAUUCACGAUAUUCUCCAACGUCACCAACCUGACGUAUUCGGCUCUCUUUCCCAAUACACCAACCAUGAUAAACUGGCACAACCAGAAAUGCAACCUCAAGCAAAUCAAAACCCAGUGGCUGACAGACGCGUCUUUACAUCUGAACCCGAAACUGAAGCAAAAUCCGAGAAACUACGACAUUGCUCUGUACGCCAUCACAAGACUAGACAUAUCAAAUAACAGCUUGACAUCGAUACCGCUUGCUGUCUUCCAACUGUACAGUUUGAGACACUUGAACAUGGCUCAGAACAGAAUCGAAAAACUCCCCGUUCCCAUCCCCACUCCCGUUAAAAAAGGAUUCAGGCGGAAAAGCAACAAUCACGACGAUCAGAAGUAUUGCUGCCCCGUCCUAGAGGAACUGUACCUCCAGGAUAAUAGACUGGACAACAUUCCCGAUGCUAUUUUCAAGCUGCCAUCCCUGGUCAUCCUAGUCGUCUCCAACAAUAAACUACAACAGCUGCCGUAUAAUGUUUGGCUUGCCCCGAAGCUGAAGGAACUGAACGCUUCCUUCAACUUGAUCAAGGAGCUUCUGACAGGACCUCCGGAUAGUAAAGAGGAUACGGAUAGGAUGAGCGUCAGUUCCAGCGACAGUCAGUUGUCCAGCCAUGCCGAACUCGAUUCAGAUUCCGAGCUGGGAGGGUUUGAACUAGUGUCAAACCUAAGUGCCUUGGAGGAGGGAGUACAAGCAGUGCGUUUUCGCAAGAAGGACCGUUCCUACAUUCAGCUGGAUCUGAACAAACACCAUAUUUGGAACAAGAGCGUCGAAGUAACCGAACAAAUCCUCCACAGUGACGACAACCUGACUGAGCAUUCGUCCCAGCUGUCGUCUCUCAACUUGGCCCACAACCUUUUUACCAGCAUUCCCGUCGUUCUUCCUUGUCUGGCCGUCAAUUUGACCAGGCUGAACAUGUCUUUCAACUCGCUGCGCUCCAUGUCGCACAUUACGAGUUACCCGAGUUCGCUGAAGCAGCUCGAUCUGAGCCACAAUCAGAUAACGGUGUGGCCGAGCUUGCCUCAAGUCGAGGCCCAGGAUAAUAUGGAGCUGGCGAAUCUGGCCUGUUACAUGAACGGGGGUAAUUUCAGAGGGAAAACGCCGGAUAUCGUAGCAAGAAGACAAUCUGGUAGGUCGGUGCGACACAUAGUUCUCCAUUCAGUGUGUUCGCACAGGAGACAUUUGAAGUUAGAUAAUUUGCGAACGUUGGUUCUGGCCGAUAAUCGGUUGACAAGAAUUCAGCUAGCCACUGAUGACGAUGGAGAUAUCAGCAGUACGGAUGACGAAGAAUUGGAAAGGGGUUCUCACACUGGAAAAUCCAGAUUGAUGUUUCCUAAUUUAUCAAUGUUAGAUAUAAGCAAUAACAAUCUGAAGGAAAUACCGCCAAAUAUUAACGAACUCAACAAUUUGUCUGUACUGAAUAUUAGUGGAAAUUUGGAUAUCAGCGAACUCCCACCUCAGAUGGGCCUGCUAUCUCGUUUGUGGAAUCUGAACACCAGAGGGACGACCUUGCAGGAACCCCUCAAAUCUAUGAUAGACAGCAAAAAGUACAAAACAAUGGACAUCAUCGGGUAUUUGAAAUCCGUGCUUGAAGAUGCCAAACCUUAUGCCAGAAUGAAACUAAUGAUCGUAGGCGUCCAGGGAAUUGGGAAAACUAGUCUGUUGGAACAAUUGAGGCAGGAAGGCGCUACGCGUAGGCGACCGGAGCAUUGGGCGAAGAGAAUGGGAAACAAGAACAUUAAUGCGAAAACUUCGCGAGGUUCAAACAUGUCAACAGUUGGAGUUGACAUUGGAGAUUGGGUGUACGAGAAAAAAGUGAGGUCACAAUCCUCUCACGGUCCGGUUGUCUUCAGAACGUGGGACUUUGGUGGACAGAAAGAGUAUUACGCAACCCAUCAGUAUUUCCUAUCGAAGCGCAGCCUCUACCUGGUCGUGUGGCGCAUAACAGACGGUCAUAGAGGCAUCAACGAAAUACUCCAGUGGCUUGUCAACAUUCAAGCCCGCGCUGCCAAUUCCCCGGUGAUCAUAGUCGGCACCCACUACGACGUCGUCCAAGAGUUCAGCCCGAACAUCUCCGAAGAGUACCAGAGAAUAAUCCGCGACAGAUUCAUAAACAUCGUCGACGCUGAAAAAUGCGGGCUGCCGCGCGUCUUGGACACGAUCGAAAUCAGCUGCAAGACGAGGCACAACGUCAAACUGCUGUGCAACUUGAUUUACGACACGGUGUUCAGUUUGCGACCGCCGGGUAGCAAGGAACUGUUGCUGGAACAAAAGGUACCGGCGACUUAUUUGGCCUUGGAAGACGUUAUCAAUUACGUCGCUUGCGAGAGGAAGUCGAACGGUUUGGAUCCCGUUUUGAACGCGGAGCAGUACAAGAAUCUGGUUACGACUGAAAUGUUACAGAGGUACAACAAAACUUUCAGGGACUGGUCGGAGUUGCAUCAGGCCACUUUGUUUCUGCACGAUAAUGGCGUUUUGUUACAUUAUGAUGAUGCAACCCUAAAAGAUCUCUACUUCCUUGACCCACAAUGGCUGUGCGAUAUGCUUGCGCAUGUGGUAACUAUAAGAGAAAUCAACCCUUUCGCGAGGACGGGUGUUAUGAAGCUGGAUGAUCUGAAACACAUAUUCAAGGCCAGUAACAUCGGGCCUAUGGAUACGAGAGGUUAUAUCGUGAACCUACUCAACAAAUUCGAAGUUGCUUUAUCCUGGGAUUCAAGAACAUUGCUUAUACCCUCUCUGUUGCCCUCCGAAGAGGAUAUCCUUAUGGCGCAGAUAUAUCCGGGGCAGUUCCAUCCCAUGGUGAAGGUUAAAGUACCCUUGAGGUCAAGAGGUUGGGCAAUUAGAAGUAAAAAGAUUGCCGUGUCGCCAAAAUCUGUUUUGUUCAGGGAUUCGAGCGUGCCGAGAAAUUUCGAACUGACAAUGCCUAAUAGUAUGGCCUCCCCUGCAAAAAUUGUUCAACCUCCGGAUAAAGUGCAAUACCAGAUAAAAUUUCAGUCAUCGGACAAGUCCAUGACUCGUCUGCUACUCAUGUCCUAUUUUCCGUCCGGAUUUUGGUCUCGGUUGAUUUCACGAAUCCUAGCCGAUGAUACCAUCAUCGAUAUUAUCAGGUCUUUUUUUAUUUUGCCCAAGGAAGUCGCUCAAGAUGUGCAUUUGGCUAAAGUUCUAGAUCUUAAGGCCGAGUGGGUUCUGUGGCAGACCGGCCUCCAACUCAAAUAUGGUGACAUAACUCUGUUUAGGAUGAAAGAAGUGCUGCAUAAUUCAGCGGCUUUUUAUAGGCAGUUGAAGUUUCGAAUAAAACAGGAAGGGCUGUGGUGCGAUGUCGAUCUCCAAAACACGUCGAUAUUAGAAAUACAGUUUCCUGUGGAAUCUUUGGUUGUGAAACCAGUGACAACUGAAAACUGUGAUAUGCGGGAUUACAAAGUUAAAGAUGUGUUAGUAAUAGAACCUUCUCAGGAAUGUACGGCCCAACUUCUAGCUCUCACUGUCGACCACAUCGACAUUCUUCUCGAGGAUUGGUACCCAACUCUUGGUACAAGAUUCGUCCACACUUCAGAAGGAAAGUUUCUCAUUACCCGUCUCAUCCCUUGUCCCCAGUGUCUCAACUAUUCUCAUGAUAGUGAGUUGAGCGUGAAUGAUUUUCCGCCUACGAAUACACAGUUAUUGGAUGUCAUGAACCAGGAACAGGAACAAGCAGCAGGUUAUCAGGAUUUAUACAGAACGAGGAAAUCUCAAGAGUCCAACACUUCCGAAUGCGAUAGUGGAGUAGGGCCUGACUCUACCGGAUCCAGCAGAAUUCCUUCUGUGGAAGGCCACCCUGGAAUACAAAGCGAAGAAGAAAAGCCCAUUUACUAUUCUUGGAUGGUAGAGGAGUGUAUACUGGAGGCAUACAAUUGUAAAAAAGUUGUAUGUCCGACUCACGGGGAUUGUCUUUUAUCCCGAAUAGCGCCCGACACGAUUUUCAUGGACUUAGGGGAGCGUUAUAUAAUUCGGUCCGAAAAUAUAAAGAAAGGACGUCUCUUGGGACGCGGGGCCUUUGGAUUCGUCUUCAAAGGCACUUGCAAAAUUCGCGGCUCAAAUACAACAAUCGACGUCGCCAUGAAGAUGUUGCAACCCGUUCAACCUGGUCCAAAUGCCCGUCAGUCGGCAGUGAUAGCAUUCAAGGCUGCUCAAGGAAAGUGGGAUAGAGACCCUUUGCAAUAUGCGUGCAAAGCGUAUUGUACAGCAAGGCAAGAGUUGAAUAUUUUACUGGCACUAAAACAUCCCAACAUAGUUCCUUUUGUCGGGGUCUGCACCACUCCGCUAGCGUUGGUGCUGGAUUUGGCCCCUCAAGGCGCCCUCGACUUGGUUUUGAGGCACUACAGGAGGUCUGGUGCUAAAGUCGGACCGUAUACCCUCCAGGCGAUCAUAUUACAGGUUGCCAAAGCGAUUGAAUAUCUACAUCGACAACACAUAAUCUACAGGGAUCUGAAGUCAGAGAAUGUUCUCGUGUGGGAAAUGCCUCCACCUUUCGUAGAUCAUCCUGAGCAUCCUGUUCAUAUCAAAGUUGCGGAUUAUGGUAUAAGUCGUUUGACUCUGCCAUCUGGCACCAAAGGAUUUGGAGGAACAGAAGGAUUCAUGGCUCCUGAAAUCAUGAGGUAUAACGGAGAAGAAGAGUAUACGGAAAAAGUGGACUGUUUCUCCUUUGGGAUGUUCAUUUAUGAAUUAUUGACGCUGCAUCAACCGUUUGAAGGUCAUGAAUCGGUGAAAGAAUGUAUCCUGGAGGGUGGAAGGCCUCCUCUCACGUACAGAGAAACUCUUUAUCCGAGCUACUUCUUGGAUUUGAUGGUCCUGUGCUGGUCUCAACAACCCAAAGACAGGCCUUCCGCAAGCCAAAUCGUUUCUAUAGCGAGUGCUCCAGAAUUCACACAUUUAAGUGAUGUUGUUUCCUUAAAACACCAAUCGCCAGUAGUGUCAUCUACCAGUGCUGCACUUACUCAUAUAACAGAUGAUGGUUUGUCCGGUUCUGAAAUGUGGUUGAUAUGCGCGAACUCAAAAAUGGAUUUGCUUUUAGCCGCGGAACGUGGUUGGCUCCAAUAUCAUACCAUGACUUUACCGAUAAGAGCGACCACCGCUUGUACGGUCGGAGAUUCUAUAUGGAUAGGAGAUUAUGCCGGAAAGAUACAUGCCUAUUCGGCGACCGACGGACGAAAAAUAUUUUUCUACUCCCUAGAAAACGAACCAAACACCCAAGUCGAGGCGUUGCUCUAUUUGCCGUCGCUGAAAAGAGUAGCUUGUGCUUUGUCGAACGGACGUCUCUUUUUGGUAAAUUCCGAAUCGAAACCGCUGACUCCUACCGCUGCCGAGGGGACAUUCGUAAUGACGGAACUGGGAUCAAAUUCAGUCAUCAAUUGUAUGUGUGCCGUGUUCAAUCGUGAAAACGAUUCUUGCGAGCUGUGGUGUGGAGAGUCAGCCGGCCAAAUCUCCAUCUACGUGAUAAAGGACCAAGUUGUGGCCGGACACGAAGUCCUCAACCAUUACCAGCCCGUCAUCGAGAAAGUCGAUGUGAUGAACAUAAUAUCUGUCGAUAGGCACGUUUGGUCGUAUGUAAGGCCCGGUUGUAUUGUCUACCAGUGGGACGCGGUCGCCAAGAACAUCGUCAACAAGCUGGACUGUUCGAAGCUCGUACCAUGUUCGGAAAGUUUGAAGUCCAUCGCCAUCGAGGAGCAUUUGAGUCCCACAAACUGUCAGGUCACCAGUUUGGUGUCUCUCAACGAAGAACUGUACAUCGGCACGACCUGGGGCUGCGUCAUAAUAGCGGAGAGAUUCACUUUACGGCCCAUCACCAUAUUCCGACCCUACGAGGAAGAAGUCAGGGCUAUCGUUCCUUUGCCAACGGGAAAAAGCGCGAACAGUAGCCAAGACAGCACUCCUCUCAUAGCGACCAUCGGAAGGGGAUAUCGCAAUCUCCUAUCGAGGUAUACAGACGUACCUGUCAUAGCUGGUACUCCGCUACCGAGUCCUAUGAUCGGAUCGGCGUCUUCAUGUGCCGGAAAACCGAAUAUGUUCGUUUUGUUGUGGAGGGCGGAGCACUGGGGUGCAGUUUGAAAUGUUUCCGAGUUAUUUUUUUGUGUUGCUUCAUAGUAAGGUAAUAUGUUUCACCUGAUGAUUCACAAAGAUUGCCGCAUACUUGGAGAUCAUUACUGUCCCGCCACCUGUCCAGGUGGCGGGAAUACAAGUACCUGAGGAUCCUCAGUCUCUUAUUGGAGGUAGAGACCCUUACGAAGACCAGUGACGAGACCUGUGGAGCCGGUAAGUUGAGACCCCAGCGUCAAGUCACAAAACCUAAAGUGUGUCUCUAUUCGAGGAGUAAGUCUUGAUAAAAAAAGUGCUAGCUGUACUAUGAAAACUUUGUUUAAAAAAUGGUGAAACUUCACCAAUAUACAGUUGAAAACUUGAAUGAGAUGAAUGUACAAUGAAAUAUUACUUUGAUUAAUAUUUAUUCAGCAAGCGAUACUGAAGAAUUGAUGCUAUUUUCAGCUAGAAUUUUUUUCGAAAAAAUGAUGAACAAAUCAAAAACAAAAGAUCUCCGUUAUAACAUAUUGUAGCAUUUAAGUAAUUUUGCCUCAUUUAGUAAAGUUGAAGAUUUUUUUUAUAUUUAUAUAAGACAUCAGUAUUUUAAGGCUGUACAUAAUUUGAAGAACAAAUUGGCAUUAUUUAAGUAAAUAAAAUUUGGCCUGAAUAUUUAGGCGUUUUCCAAAAUGUAUUUUCUAAUAGAAUUUUGUUUUGAAUUGAACAUGAUGGCAAAGAAGUAUUUUCCAACGAAACUUAUUUUCUGAUUUGGAAAAUUUUACGUAAUUAAAAUUUACAGAUUAUAUUAACUGAAGAUAUCUUCCACCUCUUUUAUAUAUUCACUAAUUUCUAAAUGAUUCUCUUUGAAGGUAUAACCACUUUAACAAAAUACUAUAGUAAUUCAAUCUUUCUACUCUUGAGAUAUUGUUUUUUUUUUUUAAUUUUUACAACUAGUUUUGUAGUAUUUGUUUUACUAUGUAUUAUAUUUUUAGACUGUUAUUAAUAGACUGUGAUGAUAGUUCUUGUCAUUUAUACUUUAUUGUUUUUAAAUGUAUUUUAAGUCGUGAAACAAAUAAAAUGUUGGUUGUGUUUUA